Molecule: messenger RNA, 1708 nt
Organism: Tachyglossus aculeatus (Australian echidna)
Lineage: Eukaryota; Metazoa; Chordata; Mammalia; Monotremata; Tachyglossidae
Product: glutamate decarboxylase 1-like
Exons: 15
Coding region: 34-1680 (548 amino acids)
Biological process (GO): carboxylic acid metabolic process
Cellular component (GO): cytoplasm
Molecular function (GO): pyridoxal phosphate binding; carboxy-lyase activity
Source: RefSeq, a predicted model, not a curated record
UUUUGGGAUUUUUUAAUUUGCUUUUCAGAGAAAAUGGAUUUCCAAAAACGUGGAUUAAUUGGUCAGUCAAGUGGCCGGAUCUGCCAGGAACACCUACAAAAUCAGCCCAUCUCUGCCUUUCCAGCAGGGGAAGAGGACCCGGGCAAGGGGGUCCGCUCUGACGGUUUGGUCACGGAUUUUGCCAACGUUUACGCUUCAGACCUGCUCCCUGCUGGGCCUGGCGCAGAAGUCACAGAACACUUCCUGCUGGAGGUGGUGGACAUCCUCUUGGCUUACAUCAGGAAGACCUACAAUGAGAAGAGCAAAAUCCUGGACUUCCACCACCCUCACCAGCUCCUGGAAGGUCUGGACGGCUUCAGCCUGGCUAUUUCUGACCAGCCUGAGCCUCUGGAGCAGAUCCUGGUGGACUGCAAGGACACCCUGAAGUAUGGCGUUAAGACUGGCCACCCUCGCUUCUUUAACCAGCUUUCCAGUGGCCUAGAUAUGGUAGGAUUAGCCGGCGCCUGGCUGACGGCCGCAGCAAACACCAACAUGUUUACGUAUGAAAUCGCCCCAGUGUUUGUCGUCAUGGAAAAGAUCCUUCUCCAGAAAAUGCAUGAACUGGUGGGCUGGGCUGAAACUGGAGCAGACGGCAUAUUUUCCCCAGGCGGGGCCAUAUCAAACCUCUACAGCAUCCUGGUGGCGCGCUACAAAUACUUUCCAGAAGUCAAGAGCCGAGGCAUGGUGGCCCUGCCCCGCAUCGUGCUGUUCACCUCGGAGCAAAGUCACUAUUCAGUCAAGAAGGCUGCAGCUGUCCUUGGCAUCGGGACGGAUAACGUAAUCGAAGUCAAAUGUGAUGAAAGGGGGAAGAUGAUUCCAUCUGAACUGGAAGAAAGAAUUCUUCAAGCUAAGAGAGAGGGCCAGUCUCCUCUGUACGUCAGUGCCACGGCUGGGACCACGGUGUAUGGAGCCAUCGACCCGCUGACCAGCAUCGCUGACAUCUGCGAGCGGCACAAACUCUGGAUGCACGUGGAUGCUGCCUGGGGCGGGGGCCUGCUCCUGUCCAAGAAGCACGUCUACAAGCUGGAAGGCAUUGACAGGGCCGACUCGAUUACCUGGAAUCCACACAAGCUGAUGGGCGUCCCUCUUCAGUGCUCCGCCAUCCUGGUCCGGGAGCAGGGUCUGUUGAAGGCUUGCAACCAGAUGUGUGCCAGCUACCUGUUCCAGCCCGAUAAGCACUAUGACACCGCCUAUGACACUGGAGACAAGGCCAUCCAGUGUGGUCGCCACGUGGACGUCUUCAAACUGUGGCUCAUGUGGAAAGCCAAGGGGACUUGCGGAUUUGAGCUUCAGAUCAACAGAUGUUUGGAGCUUGCAGAUUAUCUUCACAAGUCUUUGAAGAAAAGGGACGACUUUGAACUAGUAGUGGAUGCAGAACCUGAGCUCACCAAUGUUUGCUUCUGGUAUGUCCCACCCAGCCUGAGGAGCCUUCCCGAGGGGCCUGAGAGAGCGCAGAGGCUGCACAAGAUCGCUCCGCAGAUCAAAGCCCUCCUGGUCGAAGAAGGCACCGCCAUGGUGAGCUACCAGCCCCUUGGGGACAAGGCCAAUUUCUUCCGCAUGGUUUUCUCCAACCCUGCCACCCGCCGGGUGGAUGUGGACUUCCUGGUUGGGGAAAUCGAGAGGCUGGGGAAGGCUCUGUGAAGGCACGGAACCGACCGGACUGGCUAUU